AUGAGAAUGGGUAUGAUAAUAAUAUCUUUAUUAUGGAGAUGUCAAUUUGCAUAUUUAAAAAUUUUGAAAAUUAAUUAAGUCAUGAGUACGAAUAUGAGAGGGUUGAAUACAUUCAUCACUGACAUUCAAGAGAAAAGGGUGGAGAAGGAAUUGUAAAAGAUAAGAGGCAAAUUUACAUCUUAAAAAGGAUUAGCUAGUUAUUAAAAAAAGAAAUACGUUUGGAAAUUGCUGUACAUCAAUAUUUUAGGUUAUGAAGUCGAUUUUGGAUUAUAAGCGUGCGCUUUCUUGAUUAAUUCUUCAAAAUUUAGUGAGAAAUACACAGGAUAUGUAGCCACUUCAAUUCUGGUGAGUGAAAAAACACAUGACUCACCCACACAAGCAGCGCAUUCGAUAAGAGUUGAUCUACAAUCUGCAUAUGAAAUAAUUCAAUCAUUUGCUCUCACAAUGGUUGGAACAUAGGCACCAUAGGAAUUAGUCAAUGCUUUGCAUUAAGAUGUUUAGAAAUUGGCAUUGACAGAGCCUAGAUCAACAUUCCAUGUUCGAAAGAAGGCAUUUGCUUGCUUACUUAGAAUGUAUAGAAAAUAUCAAGACAAAUUCUAGCCAUCUUAAUAGGCUUAAGUUAUAUAUGUGUAACUUAUACAAAGAUACCCCACAUUAGGAUUUAUGACUGCUGUUACUUCGUUAUUGGUAGGAACAUGUUAGUUAGACAACCCAUCCAUAUUUGAAGACUGCACACCAAAAUUGAUUAAUUUGCUUCAUAGAAUUGCCAUUCAAAAGGACAGCCCUGUGGAUUACAAUUAUUAUGCCACUCCUGCUCCAUGGUUACAGGUAAAGAUUUUGAAGGCUCUAUCAUUCUUCUCAACACCUCCUCCUUCAACUGAUUCUCAUCGUUAAUUGACAGAAUGUUUGACUAAAAUUAUCAAAAAAAAAAACAGAAAUCAUGGCAUUCUAUUCGAAGCUGCGAAUCUUAUUAUAACUUAUAAUGGAGCAUUUGGAAUGGAAUUGAAGAAUGAUAUUUUGAAAUUGCUCGGUAUCUUCAUAUCAGUUAAAGAACCAAAUUUAAGAUAUUUAGGAUUAGAAACAAUGUGUAAAUUUGUCAAACUUGCAGGUGAUACUUAAGAAGACCAUUUGAAUACUAUUUUUAAAUCUUGA
This is a messenger RNA of Paramecium tetraurelia, 1152 nucleotides long. RefSeq lists its product as uncharacterized. NCBI's taxonomy places the organism in Eukaryota, Ciliophora, Oligohymenophorea, Peniculida, Parameciidae. Gene Ontology annotation, cellular component: membrane coat; AP-2 adaptor complex. Gene Ontology annotation, biological process: clathrin-dependent endocytosis; intracellular protein transport. Gene Ontology annotation, molecular function: clathrin-cargo adaptor activity. The transcript is spliced from 6 exons. The record is from RefSeq and is a predicted model, not a curated record.